AUGCUUUGCUUCACUAAUAUUGUUUCAUAUCAAAGCCAACAACUAUUACUUUUUUCAGAUGCAGGGCAUCACGAAGGCGAAGAAGUAGAAUGUGAUACCAAUUCAUACCUUCCCAUUUGUGAAGCCAACAAGAAGCCGUACAUAGGUCAACAAUUCAAGACUAUAAAUGAUGCAUGGGAAUUUUAUAAAAAAUAUGGAGCAGCUUCAGGUUUUGGAACUCGGAAGAGCACGGCCAAAAAAGGAAAAUAUGGUCAAAUAUUGUAUAGAUACUUUAUCUGUACAAGGGAAGGUGCCAAACCUGAGUCUCAAAAAGAGGUUCCAGAGUCAAGCCGGCGAAAAACCAAGAAGCGUCGGACGCCAUCCACUAGAAACGGUUGUAAGGCUACUAUUAAGGUCAAUAUACAAGAUGACGGGAAAUAUGUUGUAACUCGCUUUGAGGAAUCGCACAACCAUGAGCUUGUAAGUGAAGAAUGUCGUCCUUUUAUGAAGCAAAAUCGCAAAAUUGACCAAUCGCAUCAGAUGAUUAUGUUGAAGUGUGCCAAGGCUAACAUUGGACCUGUGAGGGCAUUCCGUGUUUUUAAAGAGUUGGUAGGAAGUUAUGAUGAUGUAGGUUGUACAAGCAAGGACUUUAAAAACUUGAAUUAUGACAUGAACUCUCAUGCUGAUGGGGUCGAUGCACAGCUACUUCUGGAUAGGUUUCUUAGUAAGCGUGAUUGUGACGAUGGUUUCAAGUGUGAAUACUUGACUGAUGAGUUUGAUAAAGUGAAGAGUUUAUUUUGGUGUGACUCCAUUGGUGUGCGAAAUUACUCCGUCUUUGGUGAGGCUGUGUCAUUCGAUGCUACAUACUCAACAAACAGACUGAAUUCGUGGAUGUAA
Molecule: messenger RNA, 876 nt
Organism: Salvia miltiorrhiza (redroot sage)
Lineage: Eukaryota; Viridiplantae; Streptophyta; Magnoliopsida; Lamiales; Lamiaceae
Product: protein FAR1-RELATED SEQUENCE 5-like
Exons: 2
Coding region: 1-876 (291 amino acids)
Source: RefSeq, a predicted model, not a curated record